This is a messenger RNA of Dovyalis caffra, 789 nucleotides long. Lineage: Eukaryota; Viridiplantae; Streptophyta; Magnoliopsida; Malpighiales; Salicaceae. The record is from the annotation of a GenBank genome assembly.
AUGACACACGAAAAGGGAAGUGAUGUUAAAAGAAAACAGAGUACUGGUUCAUUAUCUUUAUCAUGGACUCGGUGGAUUCUAGUUGAUGAGGUACCAGAGAAGAUGCAUGCAAAACUCAUUCAGAAGAUGCAAGCUAGAAGCAGCAAUCUACAUAAAUCAUUCUAUGAAGUGAUGGGAGCAAACAAUCCAACCCUCUACAAUUUGAUGAGGAAGUAUGAUAAACGAACAGGAGGAUUGCUGCGCCUACCUUUCACCCAACUUGCCCUUCAUCAGCCUUUCUUCACAACAGAACCACCAACAAGGUUGGUCCGUGAAUGCGAGGAUAACCUCGAGCUCCUUUUUCCAUUGGAGGAAGAAGUCGUUGAAUCGAUCAGCAUCGUACAUGAUCAGUCAAAUCCAUCACCAAGUCAGACAGUAAAUACCUCACCUGAGCCAUCCUCAUCUCUUCGGAAGGAAACUGUUGACAUUGUAGCCGCACUCUUGCUGCCAAGAAAGCAAUACGAGGUCUUCAAAUCUCAAAAAGCAAGCUCCACCUCUAAUCCGCUCUCAUUUUCAUCUUUUUUCAAGAGCCAGGAUGACGAAAGUACUGGUGCUGUAACAGCUGCAAACUCAACUUCGAAUUCUUCAGCCACAAUGCAGGAUGGAGAGGAGAUUGGUCAAGAAGAUGAGUUCCGAAAGUUGACUGGAUGUAAUGAGUUCCUCUGCCUCUGGGAACAAUUACCAGCAGAGCUGCAAUGUAGAACUGGCUCUGAUGGGACAGAGUCACAGAAAUACGUAGUGGACGGGUAG